GCGCCGGGCGCCGCCGCAGCGCCGGCGGCCUCCGCGCCAUCCUACCCACCAGCCCCCUCUUUCCAGCCGCCCCUGCCCCAGAGCGCGCCGCCGUCCUACCAGCCGGCGCAGCAGCAGCCCCCGCCGCUGCCGCAGGGCGGCUACCCCGGGCCGCCGCUGCCGCCGGAGCCGGCGCCGCCGCUGCCGCCCAGCGACGAGCUGUACGACCCGGUAGCAGCCGCUCAGGCGAUCGCCGCGCGGCUGCGGGCGCAGCAUGAGGGGCGGCAGCAGGGCGGGCAGGCGGCGCAGCAGCCGUGGCAGCAGCAGCAGCAAUCGCAACAGCAUUACCAGCCGUGGCAGCGGUAG
Messenger RNA from Monoraphidium neglectum, 345 nucleotides. RefSeq lists its product as hypothetical. The annotation marks the transcript as partial. NCBI's taxonomy places the organism in Eukaryota, Viridiplantae, Chlorophyta, Chlorophyceae, Sphaeropleales, Selenastraceae. The record is from RefSeq and is a predicted model, not a curated record. The transcript has a single exon.